This is a messenger RNA of Dictyostelium discoideum AX4, 2190 nucleotides long. Its product is annotated as leucine-rich repeat-containing protein. The coding region runs from base 1 to 2190 and encodes 729 amino acids. Gene Ontology annotation, molecular function: GTPase activator activity. The record is from RefSeq and is a predicted model, not a curated record. NCBI's taxonomy places the organism in Eukaryota, Evosea, Eumycetozoa, Dictyosteliales, Dictyosteliaceae. The transcript has a single exon.
AUGUUUAAAUUAUUUAAAAAAAAAGAAGUACCAAAUAAUAAUAAUAAUAAUAAUAAUAAUAAUAAUAAUAAUAAUAAUAAUAAUAAUAAUACAAAUAAUAAUAAUGAAAAUAAAAUUUUAACACCAAGAAUUAAUGGUGCAGAUCAAUCAUCAACAACAACAACAAUUACAAAUAUUCAGACUAGUGGUGAAAAGAAAUUAAAAACUAAAUUAUCAAAGAGUGAAUUAACAAAGAGUGAUAGUACAACAAGUAGUUUAGCAAAUAGUCCAAGAAGUGAAAAAGCGGAAAUGGGUAUUAGAGAUAUUCCAUAUGAUCUUUUGGGUAAAUUAUUGGCGUUAAUUCAUGGUAAUCGUAUAUUGACCAAAGAAUUUAUGUCAACAAGUUUAGUAUGUAGAAAAUGGAGAGCAUUGGCACGUCUUAAUGGUAAUCAUUUCAAUUUGGAAUCAUUUUUUAAAAAGGUAGAAGCAAGUAAAAUGAGAGUUGAAACCAUUGAAAGCUGUAUCAAUUAUUUCACCUACAUUUACCAAGCAUUGGAAAUCAUUGAUAUUGGUAAACUUUGUAUAAAUAAUAGAAUCUAUUCAAAAUAUUCAAUCUUUUUAAUUGAAUCAUUGGAUAAAAUCACCAAACUCUCAUUGGAUAUGUCAAAAGUUACAUUGUCAGAGUUUGAAGUAUUAGCAUCAAGUUUAAAAUCAUUGAAAGCAACCAAAGAUGUAACCAUUCAUUGUAUGACACAUCAUUAUUGUAAUGCAAUGAUAUCCGUAUUCGAAUCGUUACCAGAGUUGGAGAGUUUAAAGUUUACAGAGAUGACAUUUGAAAAUUCAAAUGAAGAUCAUGAUCUAUUCGUACAAUAUUUGAAAAAGAAUAAUACAAUACAGAAGUUAUCAAUAACUUUAUUACCUGACAAUACAAGAUUCUUAAAUUCAAUUAAAACGAUUAUGGGUUCAAAUAGAUCAAUCAACUCUUUACAACUUACUCAAAGUAUUAAAAGACCAUCAUUAACUUCAUCACCUUCUUCAAAUAAUGUACAUAUUCCACCAAGCUCUUCAAAUUCAUCCUCUGCUGCUGCAAUUUCAACAUCACCAUCAUCAUUUUCAAAUACACAAUUCAAUAGUGUUUUACAAACUUCUUAUUCAAUUUCAAAGUUUAAUUAUUCUCAUGAUAGUUUAAAGGAAUUAAAUCUAUCAAAUAUGUCAAUGAAUGAUACAGAUAUGAUGGAAUUGGCAGAGAAUGUUUUACAAAAUAAUCAAUCAUUGAAAUCAUUAGAUAUUAGUUAUAAUAAAAAAGUAUCCUCUGCUACAAUGGAACAAUUCCUAAGAAUUAUGUGUGCAAAUACUGAUAUGAAAUUAGAAUUUUUAAAUAUUAGUGGUUUAUCAAUUAAUGAUCAAUGUAUAAGUUUGGUUGGUGAUUAUCUUCAAACCAAUCCUUACCUAAAGGAAAUCUAUAUUAAUGAUAGUGUUGAACAAUAUUGGUCAGAUGGAUUUAGAAACUUUUCAAAUAAACUUUCAAAUCGUCCAGCUUUAAAAACUUUAUACCUAAAUAGAAAUCGUAUUGAAACUAAAUGUUUCGAUGAUUUAGCUCAUGCAAUUUCAAAUAAUAGUUCAAAUGUUAGAUAUUUGGGAUUAAGUGGUACUUUAAAUAAUGCUCAAAGUUUACAUUUAAUUUGUAAUUCUUUAGGUUCAAAUUCAAAUUUAGUUUCAUUGGAUAUUUCAAAUUGUGAAGUUUGUUUCUGUCCUUCUCUAACAGAUUCAUUAUUAAAGAAUCGUUAUUUAGCAAAAUUAAAUGUAAACAAUUGUAAAUUAAAUCAAAAAACUCUAUUGGGUAUGGCAAAUAGUAAUCUAUCCAUUCUUGAUAUUGGUUCAAAUAAUUUCACUUCAGGUGAUACACUUCAAGAGUUUUUCGAAUCUUUAAAAUCAAAUCAAUCACUUUACGUUUUAAAUCUUUCAAAUACAGGUUUAAAAACUAAAGAAUGUCAAGUCCUUUCAAGUCUUUUAGAUUUAAAUUCAAAAAUACACUCGGUUGAUAUCUCUCAUAAUAAAAUUAAAUCCUCUGAUAUUCAAUGUAUCGUCAAAUGUAUUCAAUGUAAAAAUUUACCUCCUUCAACAAAAUUCACUUUGAAAUUAAAUGAUACUAAAAUAGAUUUAUUAAAAAUUUCUAAUGAUUUAUUAAAUAGUCAAAUUUCUGUUGAUUAA